Phanerochaete carnosa HHB-10118-sp is the source of this 799-nucleotide messenger RNA. RefSeq lists its product as uncharacterized. NCBI's taxonomy places the organism in Eukaryota, Fungi, Basidiomycota, Agaricomycetes, Polyporales, Phanerochaetaceae. The record is from RefSeq and is a predicted model, not a curated record. The coding region runs from base 380 to 793 and encodes 137 amino acids. The transcript has a single exon.
ACAUUCCCUCGCUCUUUCGGGCGAUUAACGACGGCAAAAUUCUCCAUACGCUACACUCUCGGUCGGUCGUGCAGCUGAACGACAACGUCGUCGUCAAAAUUGGGGACAAACUUGCACUAGAAGAAUCUGCGACUCUAGAUUACCUUGCUCGACACACGUCCCUAUCUGCUCCUCGCCCCCCGGAUCAGGUCACUCUUGGACAUACAUCGUAUAUCUUUACUACGCUCAUACAUGGAGUCCCUCUGGAGAAGCGUUGGGAUACGCUAACGCAGGCUCAGGAAAACUCUGUACGUUCACAACUGGACCACAUACUGUCCGCACUACGCCGCCAUUCCUGCGACUCAUCCAUGUUACUCGGAACGCCAGCCAAGCCCCACGUAUGCAAGAACUGUCAAAUGACUGUACGGCGAGUCCUCCUGAUCUCCAGUCCGUAGCACAGUUUCGUGAUUGGCUGUAUUCUUCGAUCCGUCCCUCUAUCAGCGCAAGGUACCGUCGCUGGUUGGGCAGCAAGUUCAAGGACGACCACCGCGUCGUUCUGACGCACGGCGACUUCCACCCACGCAACAUCAUGGUCGUCGACCAACCUGAUGGAAAUGUCAGCGUCUCGGGUAUCAUCGAUUGGGAGAUGGCGGGGUGGUACCCCGAGUAUUGGGAGCUGUACAAGGCACUCAACACCCGCGAUAUCCGGGAAGAGGGUGAUUCUGAUUGGUGGGACAUAUUACCCGCAGCCAUCUUAGGUUACGACCGUGAGGUUGUCGACUACUACUUGCUUGAACGUGUUGUUCCCGGCUGAUAUUCU